CUGCUUUUCAAAGAUAAACAUAAGCUUCCCCAUCUCAUAUAAAUACCCUGACUGGCACACACUGGCACCACACCAUGCAUAGUUAACUCAGUGCUUCAACAAAACCUAGUGUCCGUGCAUGCAAUAUGGCUGCGUUUCCGACGACACUCUCAAUUCUGUGUCUUAUCUCAGCGCUCUGCAUUGCUGAAUUCGGCGCAAGCUUGUCCGACGGUAGCGCGAAACCUGCCGUUACUACCAAACUGUUGAACUUGAAGAAUCCAAACGGUUUCUCUCAGUCUCCGAAAAUCAAGAAGUCGCCCUUCGACUUGGACUUCCUGCGAAACUGCAUCCGACAGGGGGACACCGCUGUGUCCUGUACCCGGAGACACCUACGCUAUGUCCCCCGCGGGAUACCUGCAACCACCACAAGGCUCAACCUGACGGACAACCUGUUUCAAGUUUUAGGCCCAAAGACGUUCCCACAACUCUACAAGCUGGAAAUCCUGGACCUGAGCAAAAAUCUCAUCAGCUCCAUUCAGUCAGGGAGUUUCAGAAACACCUACAACCUGACGAAACUCUAUCUCAACCACAACAACAUUUCCGCCAUUCUGAAAGGUGCGUUCGACGGCCUGGUACGGUUAGAAUAUCUCGAACUGGCCUUCACUCGCCUCUCCAAUCUCAACAGCGUAGAGUUCCUCACCCCCAAUCUAAAAUCACUCAACUUCACCUCGUUUGCGGGAAACGGGGUCACUCGCUGCAAACUCGGGAACGAGUUCAGACAUUUGAAACAAUUAGCCCACUUAGACCUGGCUUACAACAACAUUGCCGACCUUGAACACGACUGCUUUGCGGCACUGGACGAGUCGCGCGUCCAAGCGCUAGAUCUGUCCUUCAAUAAAAUCCAGGCUAUCAGGCACCCAGUGUUCUGGCCUUUCCGUAACCUAGCCUACUUGUUUCUUGACGGAAACAGACUUGACAUGAAAACGUUGAACACGACUUUUGACAACCUGAAAAGCAUUGAGACCACGUCCUUGCAUCUUUCCCUCUCUAACAGCACGUUUCUGACUGGAGUAAAAACUCCUUCGAACACCACAUUUGCACGCUUGGCCAACCUCUCAAUCACCCAGCUGGACUUGUCUCAUGUAGGGCUGCAAUUCUUACCAGAAUCGGGUUUGUUCUCUUUCUUCCCCCGGCUUGAAAGUCUGAUCCUAGUCGGAAAUAACAUCACAGCUUUACCUCCGAAGGCGUUUAGUGGGUUGGGAUUGGUCUCGCUAAAGAGGCUCUAUCUCGGCCGCAAUAACCUUAACGCAAUGUUGGAUCAGGUAGAAACUAGCCGCCCGUUCACCAACCUCACGUCUCUAGACGUGCUAGAUCUGUCGCAAAACAACUUCGAAUCGUUGACGGCGCUGCCCUUCGAAAAUCUCCACAAUCUGACCCGAUUAGACCUCUCUUUCAACCGGAUUCCGAGAAUCCCAAACAGGCUGUUCAAAUACCUGCCGAAGCUGCGAGCCCUUGAGCUAAAUUCUAACCGCCAACUUGGAAAAUUGCCAAAGGCCGGGUUCGGCUUCUUGCAAAAUCUUGACAACUUGAACUUGGAAGACAACCCCCUGCAGUGUACCUGUGAAGAAGAGUGGUUUUACGAUUGGGUGGUGAGUAAUCGGACCAAGACUCUCUUUUACAACUUGUCCAACUACGGCUGCGUGGCGCCAGAACGGCUCGUGCACAAGACUAUCCUAGACUUCGACCCUGAAGCGCAGGGGUGCCACGACAAGACGGGCAUUCGCGUGGCGAUCUCCUUUGCCGUUCUCCUUGUGGUCUUCCUCCUGGGCGUGUUUGUGGGCUACAAGAACCGCUGGUACAUCAAGUACGGCUGCUUCGUCAUCAAGGCGCGCUUCCACGGCUACCAGGCUCUGAGAGACUCCAACACGCAGAAGAAGUUCGACGCCUUCGUGUCCUACAACCACCACGACCGCGCCUGGGUGAUGGACGAGCUGGUGCCGCACUUGGAAGAGGAAGAGGGGAGCGAGUUCCGACUCUGCCUGGACUAUCGCGACUUUGUCGGCGGAGCCCCGAUCACCGACAACAUCGUGAACGCCAUCUACGACAGUCGCAAGACCAUCUGCCUGGUGACGGAAGAGUUCCUGAAGAGCGAGUGGUGUGAGAUGGAAGUGCAGAUGGCGACCUACCGACUGUUCGAUGAACAGGUAGAUGUGUUGAUCCUGGUGUUUCUGGAGGACAUCCCUGACCGCGCCCUGCACCGUUACCACCGCCUGCGCCGCCUCAUGUGCAAGCGCACCUACCUGGAGUGGCCCAAGGAUCCGCAGGGGAAGGCACUGUUCUGGCAACGUCUGAAGGACGCACUGAAGACCGGGGACAGGCCGCCUAUUGAGAACAUCAUUUGAAAAGUCCUAGGAUGGUUAUCUCCAAGUAGAUAUUUCGGUGGCUGCAAAGACAGUAUCAAUUGGCCGGAUACCACGCUUUUGCCGCCAGACAUUUACUGAAAGAUUAUUAUAAUGGCAUCCAGGCCAACUGAACUAUCAUAUCAUAGGCUUACGCCAAUGUUUUCAGUUUCUUCUUUGUUUGUUUGCUGUUUAUUUCGCAUAACUGCCUCUAGGGUUGAUACGUUCUUAGGAAAUGUUGGUGUUCUCUAUUAUUACAUUAUGUCACGUAGCAACUGAUUUACAGGUUUUGGUUCAUGUGUUUUUGAAGUGAAGUGUUAGUGGUGUGUUUUUGAAAAUGCAAUAAGGAAAAUAAAUGUACACAAUAGUUGACUGUUAAUAGCAUUCUGAUUGUCAUUUGUGUAAAUGACAUGCGAAUUUGCAAAUGUAUGUCUAAUCAUGUUUACUAUCAAAUUUACUAUUAAAAUAAAAACAAAUAUCUGAAUUAACUAUACUACACAUGU
Molecule: messenger RNA, 2881 nt
Organism: Branchiostoma belcheri (Belcher's lancelet)
Lineage: Eukaryota; Metazoa; Chordata; Leptocardii; Amphioxiformes; Branchiostomatidae
Product: toll-like receptor 13
Exons: 4
Coding region: 126-2381 (751 amino acids)
Biological process (GO): inflammatory response; immune response; toll-like receptor signaling pathway
Cellular component (GO): membrane
Molecular function (GO): protein binding; transmembrane signaling receptor activity
Source: RefSeq, a predicted model, not a curated record